Molecule: messenger RNA, 954 nt
Organism: Drosophila obscura
Lineage: Eukaryota; Metazoa; Arthropoda; Insecta; Diptera; Drosophilidae
Product: ryncolin-2-like
Exons: 3
Coding region: 27-902 (291 amino acids)
Source: RefSeq, a predicted model, not a curated record
CGGAGCACUUCACUUUUACAGUAGUCAUGCUGCACUUCAGAAUUUUAUUCUCAUUUUUAGUGAUAAGUAUUUUUUCACGAUCAAGUGCCGAAAAAGUAUGCGAAAUGUCGUCGAUCUGCGGUAAUGCUGCUUCAAUAAGAUCUCAGAUGAUUGCUGUGCGAGUGGAGCAGGAGCGUCAUGGAGAGUUGUUGGAAGAUCUGACACAGAAACUGGACACUUGCCUGUCCAAAACAGGGGUGGAGACAAAGCUGUACGGGAAAAGUUGCGCCGAACCCUCGAUCUUAACGCAGCACAGCGAAAUCAAUGUAAUUGUGGUGCCUGAGUACAGUAAACACCCGUUUGUGGUGGCCUGUGAGCAGCUGUCUCAUGGAGGUGGUUGGACCAUCUUCUUGAGGCGUACUGACGGAAGUGAGAACUUCUACCGGGAAUGGAAUGACUACAAGAACGGUUUUGGCAAGUUAGAAAAUGAGUUCUUCCUAGGCCUCGAUAAACUGCACGCUAUGUGCUCAGCUCAGGCCCAGGAACUCCUCGUUCUCUUGGAGGACAAUGAGGGCGAGCGGCGAUACCAGAUGUACGACAACUUUAAAAUCGGCUCAGAGGAAGAUGGAUAUACCCUGGAAUCGCUAGGAAAUACCUCUGGGAAUGCUGGCGAUGCCCUUGCCACCCAUCUGGGCCAAAAGUUCACCACUCGGGAUCGCGAUAAUGACAAACAUGCCGCGAGUAACUGCGCGGUCACUUACUCCAGUGCAUGGUGGUACAAUGCGUGUCAUCACAGCAAUUUGGCUGGCAAAUAUGGCGAUAACACCCACGGAAAAGGCAUCAACUGGUAUCAGUUUAAGGGUCAUACUUACUCGCUGAAGCGUGCUCAGAUGAUGAUAAGGCCGAGAAGGCAAUGCAUUUGAAGCUUACGAGUAAUUGUAAUGUCUUACUCAAAUAAAAAUAUCUAUUUAAUGA